AUGCAAAUUAAUUCAGAACUCAAUGGUGUAUUGAGUGCCGAACAAAGCCUGUCAAACCAACCUGAACAAAUUAAUACUUAUAACUACAUUAUAGACACUACAAAAUCGAUAGAAACUGCAAAUUCAAACCUAGGAAUUUGUUUACCAGAUGAACCAUUUAUUCCCGAAACUGUCAGCGUUGAAAGCCCCCUUGAUAAUUCAUGUUUAAUUGUCCAACCAGCAAGUUGUAAUAGAACCAACAAUAAACUCGACAACAAAUGUGAAAUAAACAAAGUGAAGUUAACGGAGCAUAAUAUGAAUAAUGACAAAAUCAGUAAAGCUAAGGUCUCGCGAAGUUACUCUCGACGCAAUCUUAAUUCUCCCCCUUACUGUGAGCCAUUGUCGCUGAAAUCGCUUGGAAACUUGCCUCUUAUCGAAAUAUCCAAGCCAUUUAUAACUCAGAAGAGGAAAACCUUUUUGGAAAGCCCAUCAAAUAUAUUGAAUGAUAAUACAAUUAGCACUGAGACAGUUACUCAGCACGUGUGCAUUGGCCAAAUACCAGCUGAUAUCUCUGAAUUUAUUGUCUUAGACGGCGAUGAAUGCAUGUCUGAGUGUGACAAUACUGAUAACUGUCCUUUUCGGCAGAGCUUUCUGGAGCGUCCCCCGCCCUUGCCUCAUGUUCGAAGAGCGGAAUGGUUGGCGCAUUUAAAUCUUGUUCGCCGGCUGACGGCAAAGUAA
Paramuricea clavata is the source of this 717-nucleotide messenger RNA. The record is from the annotation of a GenBank genome assembly. Lineage: Eukaryota; Metazoa; Cnidaria; Anthozoa; Malacalcyonacea; Plexauridae.